Molecule: messenger RNA, 553 nt
Organism: Radiomyces spectabilis
Lineage: Eukaryota; Fungi; Mucoromycota; Mucoromycetes; Mucorales; Radiomycetaceae
Product: acyl CoA binding protein-domain-containing protein
Exons: 3
Coding region: 98-460 (120 amino acids)
Biological process (GO): fatty acid metabolic process
Molecular function (GO): fatty-acyl-CoA binding
Source: RefSeq, a predicted model, not a curated record
AGCGCUAUUCGAGGAUUUUUGGCUCCACCUUAUAUACUCGUUAUUCUGUUGCAACAGGAUCUUCCCAUUCAUCUUAUUAUUAUUUCUUCAUUUUCCCAUGCAUUCCUUACAAGAUACCCAACAUCAGUUUUGCCAAGCAUUAGCCAUUGUUCGCACAUUGCCAGACGACGGUCCACUGCAACCUUCCGCGACCGAAAAACUCCGUUUCUAUGGACUCUACAAACAGGCCACUCAAGGCGAUUGCACUCUUUCUCCACCACCGGCCACGAACAAGAUUCAAUACGCGAAAUGGAAAGCUUGGCAAACCAUGAAAUCUCUAAAUCCAGUCCAAGCGCAGAAACUCUACGUCAACUUGCUGGCCAAAUUGCUGUUGGAGUUUAUUGAAGACCAUCCUGAACACGAUCAAUAUGUGGAGUUUCUUCAAUAUUUACAAUUGGACGAUCUAUUACCAGGUAACUGAUGUUGCAUGAUUUUUCUCGCUUAUGCACUCGUUAGACUGGUCGUCUCAUGCAUCCCUUUUUUUUUCUUGGCCCUUAAUUCUUUUUGACGUUAC